Molecule: messenger RNA, 2454 nt
Organism: Pteropus alecto (black flying fox)
Lineage: Eukaryota; Metazoa; Chordata; Mammalia; Chiroptera; Pteropodidae
Gene: PPP2R3C
Product: protein phosphatase 2 regulatory subunit B''gamma
Exons: 13
Coding region: 584-1945 (453 amino acids)
Biological process (GO): regulation of dephosphorylation; positive regulation of B cell differentiation; T cell homeostasis
Cellular component (GO): spindle; centrosome
Source: RefSeq, a predicted model, not a curated record
GCACCGCGACGGUGCCAGCCGUAGGGGCGUGACUGAGCUGGAUGCAGGCGUUCCGCUAGGCCUGGCGGCGAGGAAAAGGCGAUUUUGAAGCUUUUAGUGGCAGGAGGGAGCUGAGGCGGCUACUGAAGGCAUCUACUACAUUCAGGGGAACCUUUAAGGCGUCCAUAUAUCCGCAACGAAUAAUGAGAAGAAAUAAGAAAGCACUUCCUUUGAGCCGGAAAUGCCAAAGGACUCCUCAGUCACGUGAUGCACAUGCGCCAGAGGCCCAACAUGUAAAACAAGCACGGGCUUUCUUAUUCUGCACCUUUAAAAUCAGGCGUUGUGAAGUUGGGAGACUGCCUUAAGGAGGAUCAUUUUUCUCUUUCACGUCUGCUUUCUCUGCUGUUAGUGUGAUCGCCGCAUUCUCCGCAGGGGCUACAGUAAGCGUUUCUGCCUCCUUAGCUGACUUCCGCCCAUGCCCAAGAUGGCGGUUGAGUGGCUUGCCCAGCUUUCACGGGGCUGGGCGGUGUUUGACGUCUGAGCCGGUAGCGGGAGGAGCGGCUAGUAAAUAGCAAAUGCUGGAGCUGCUGCGCGGGAGUCAGUUAUGGACUGGAAAGAAGUUCUUCGCCGGCGGUUAGCGACGCCCAACACCGGACCAAACAAAAAAAAAAGUGAACAAGAGUUAAAAGAUGAAGAAAUGGAUUUAUUUACCAAAUAUUACUCAGAAUGGAAAGGAGGUAGAAAAAACACAAAUGAAUUCUAUAAGACCAUUCCCCGGUUUUAUUAUAGGCUGCCAGCUGAAGAUGAAGUCUUACUACAGAAAUUAAGAGAAGAAUCUAGAGCUGUCUUUCUGCAAAGGAAAAGCAGAGAGCUGUUAGAUAAUGAAGAAUUACAGAACUUAUGGUUUUUGCUGGACAAGCACCAGACACCACCUAUGAUUGGAGAGGAAGCAAUGAUUAAUUAUGAAAAUUUUUUGAAAGUUGGUGAAAAAGCUGGACCAAAGUGCAAGCAAUUUUUCACAGCAAAAGUCUUUGCUAAACUCCUUCAUACAGAUUCUUAUGGAAGAAUUUCUAUCAUGCAGUUCUUUAAUUAUGUCAUGAGAAAAGUUUGGCUUCAUCAAACAAGGAUAGGACUCAGUUUAUAUGAUGUUGCAGGACAGGGGUACCUUCGGGAAUCUGAUUUAGAAAACUACAUAUUGGAACUUAUCCCUACUUUGCCACAAUUAGAUGGGCUGGAAAAAUCUUUUUACUCCUUUUAUGUUUGUACAGCAGUUAGGAAAUUCUUCUUCUUUUUAGAUCCUCUAAGAACAGGGAAGAUAAAAAUUCAAGAUAUUUUAGCAUGCAGCUUCUUAGAUGAUUUAUUGGAGUUAAGGGAUGAGGAACUGUCCAAGGAGAGUCAAGAAACAAAUUGGUUUUCUGCUCCUUCUGCCCUAAGGGUAUAUGGCCAGUAUUUGAAUCUUGAUAAGGAUCACAAUGGCAUGCUCAGUAAAGAAGAACUCUCCCGCUAUGGAACAGCAACCAUGACCAAUGUCUUCUUAGACCGUGUUUUCCAGGAGUGUCUUACUUAUGAUGGAGAAAUGGACUAUAAGACCUACCUGGAUUUUGUUCUUGCAUUAGAAAACCGAAAAGAACCUGCAGCUCUGCAAUAUAUUUUCAAAUUGCUUGAUAUUGAAAACAAAGGAUAUCUGAAUGUCUUUUCCCUUAAUUACUUCUUUCGGGCUAUACAGGAACUAAUGAAAAUCCACGGACAAGAUCCUGUUUCAUUUCAAGAUGUCAAGGAUGAAAUCUUUGACAUGGUAAAACCAAAAGAUCCUUUGAAAAUCUCUCUUCAGGAUUUAAUAAACAGUAAUCAGGGAGACACAGUCACCACCAUUCUAAUUGAUCUGAAUGGCUUUUGGACUUAUGAGAACAGAGAAGCCCUUGUUGCAAAUGACAAUGAAAACUCUGCAGAGCUUGAUGAUACAUGAUCUCUCAAAGACUAGACUGUAUUCAUUAAGAUAAGCUUGAGUGCUGCAUGUAAAAUCUUUGAGGCAGAAUCCUUAGAAAUGGUCUAAAUAAAACACUUCAAGCCUGUAGAACACAACAAAUGUCCUCGUUAUCAGAAUUAAUCAUUCGGAAGCAAUAGGACCAAAUUGGUAAAUUUGGUUCCACUUAGCUCAAAUAUGGCAAGUGUGAUUUGGUCAAGGCAGGAGACCACUUUAAUUGUGUAAUCUUUAGAAAUAAAGGAAGUUUUCAUGGAAUAUUUCUGACAUGAGUCAUUAGGAAUUUGAAUAUUUGAAGGAUAGUUUAAAUUAUAAAUGUCAUUUAACCUUGAGUCUUUUACUAAAGUAUAUAUAUCAAAGAUUAUAGACUUCCCCAUUUUUAAAGCCAUUUUAUUUUGGGGUUAGAAAUGUUUAGAUGUGUUUCUUUUAAUAGGAUGUUUCAAUAAAAUAUUCAAGUUAAUAUUUUACUUUAAUUAAAAUCAUUGGUAAAAAAA